UCUCGUAUAGUGUAGUAUUGAGUUUUGUUUUUUUCUAAUAAAUAUUCGAAAAUAGUGCAUGUUACUUAUUUACAAGUAAUUUAUUUAUGAACCUUUUUAAUACCCCGUUCUUUAUUAGCAUUAAUGGUUAACAAAUUGAACGUGUCACAGACGUGGUCUAUAUUAUUUGUAUGUAUGCAGUGAACAAGUUUAUAAAGUUUUGUGCACCUCGUCAUCAGAAUUAUUGAAAGUUUUCUAUGACCUUCAAAAUGCAGAUUUUCUUUUAAAAUCACCGUGCGAAGACGCAGGACAAAAGGCGACGCGGUUAUGUUCAUCUCGGAAAAUAACACAAUGACUCAAUCUCACGCGCGAUCCCACAAGCUGAAUAGUUAGAAAAUAUCAUAAAAAGCCGUCAUCGAAAAAAAAAACGGCCAUAAACAAACGAUGUGAUGUAACGCCAUCUAGCGAGCGCUCGUCGAACUUCAAGUGAAAGUGGUUCGAAUCUUCUGUCAAGAUGAAGCUCAAUUUGUUCAAGCGGUCGAUGAUCUUUGCGACGUUCUUCGGUUCCUGUUUAUGCAUAGCUUUGAUUAUCGCGUCGUUGGGUACCACCCACUGGAUAGAUGCGAGGGCGCGCAGGACAUCGAAUCCUCUGGAGUCGGAUGGGAGAAUCAGUUUUGGGUUGUUCGAAGGGCACAAGGAGAUUACCUUCGGCGGAUAUGGGUGGCGGAAGUAUUAUUUUAGUGUAAAGACUGGCACGCACCCGGCGCGGCGGUGGGCGUGGUGCGGCGCGGCGGCGCAGCUGGCGGCGGCGUUCGUGUCGUCGGCGGGGGCGUGCGUGCUGGCAGCGCUGGCCUCCGCCGCCAGGGCGCGCUGCUCGCCCCAUCCCAUGCUCAUCGCCAACUCACUAGCUGUGCUAUUCACCCUGGGAGCAAUAGCAGUAUGGCUGACAGAGUUUUACCUGAGGCUCCAACACAAUGUCAUGUCGGACGAAGAUCGCAAGUUGCAUUGGUCUUCGGAGGGGAUGGCCGAUGUGGGGCUUACUUUCUGGUUGGUGGUGGCAGCGGCUGUGACCGCCUUCAUUAAUGAUGUGUGCAUCCUUGUAGCGAUGUCAGACAGCCGAGACGUGGACACUAUAGCUCCGGCUUUGGAAGAGAAAGUCAAUGGAGCUAUUAUGUUGUAUUAGAACGAUACAGUAAGACUUAUAUUCAAGAAUAAGUAUUAACAUUAUUUUGUAUUAAUGCGUUAUAGACUUAUAUUCAACAUAAAUAUGUUAUGUUGUAUUAAUGUUAUAAUAAGUAUUGUAUUCA
Molecule: messenger RNA, 1286 nt
Organism: Achroia grisella
Lineage: Eukaryota; Metazoa; Arthropoda; Insecta; Lepidoptera; Pyralidae
Exons: 5
Coding region: 494-1162 (222 amino acids)
Source: RefSeq, a predicted model, not a curated record